Messenger RNA from Phytophthora nicotianae INRA-310, 2835 nucleotides. RefSeq lists its product as hypothetical. NCBI's taxonomy places the organism in Eukaryota, Oomycota, Peronosporomycetes, Peronosporales, Peronosporaceae. The coding region runs from base 176 to 1696 and encodes 506 amino acids. Gene Ontology annotation, biological process: carbohydrate metabolic process. The record is from RefSeq and is a predicted model, not a curated record. The transcript is spliced from 4 exons.
AUGCUUCAACACUUGCGUCGUUUGAAGAUCACGACGAAAGUUGUCCCAUUAAGAUCCGUCUCACAAUCACUCUUACUGUUGGUGAGCUUACCAAUACCCUGUUAAAUGUUGAACUUGGGACACUUCAUUUUCGGACAGCUGGCUGUAAUUCGUUCACUCCAAGAGGAUCCGACUCAUGCGUCUUAAGCAUUGGUUGCUGACCGCGUGUACGCUCGCUCUGGCGGCAGCAGAUGCUCCGUGUGAUGAGAGGAAGCUGCAAAGAGACGCUGUGAUGCUACUGGCGGCUCAUGUGGAUGUGGAGCUUGGCGGCAUCGGGGCGGGGAAGCCCGACGUCGUGGGCUUCCAGUAUCUGAAACCUGCUGAAGCUGUCUUGGCAGCACAAGCCUUGGCUCAUGAGGACUUCAACCAGGCAGCGGCGCAGUUCCAGCGUAUCCUUGAGUAUCAGAAGCCGAAUGGGUUAUUGCCGCAUUUGGUAUAUGGGCCGUCUGUGCCAUCUCAUCUGCGUUGGAUCCCUAGCAAUCGCACCUUCCAUCCAGGUCCGGCAUUCUGGCAACAGACGUUGUCAUCCGAGAAACAGGAGGAGCUUUCGGCGUCGCCGUUCAAUACCUCGACGAUCUCGGCUCCUCCAGUGGCUGGUGACGUCGCUUGGGAGAUUUUCCGAUUGGCCCCAUACGACUCAGUGCUGGGGGUGAGAACCACUGCCGUUCAAUUCUUGUGUCACGUGUAUGAGCCGUUGAAGAUGCUACAGAAGCACUUGUUCUCGUCACGUCGCGGUCCUUCUCCCAACAGUUUGCUCGUUGCACGUCACCCUUGGGAGACGUUUUCGUCACUGUCGCCGCACUGGCAGGCAUUUCUCGCCGACCUGAAGGAUGCACCGGACUACAAAACAGUCGUUAGUUCUAUCCCAGAGGAAGCUCGAGCUCGUUUUGCAGCAGGAGCUAGUACCAUAUUUUCAGCUGAGGACGCCGUGGAAAACCUGUAUGAGCCUAUGGUGUAUCUCGCAGCACAAACCCAUCGUAGGGAAAGCAAUGAGAUCUACAACCGCAACACAGCCGUGUUGGAUUCCAUCGUUAAUGCUGCGAACAGCGUUGAGGCAGAGAAAUUUGGAGUGGAGGACGUGGAAUUCAAUGCACUUAUGCUGCGGUCGUCGUUGAGCCUGGUGAACAUCGGACGUGUACUCGUGGAGCAUUCGUCGUCCUGCACGGAGUUCAGUCUAACUCAAAAAGAGCUACUGAAGGAUAUGAAAGAACUACGUUCCAUGGCCAGAGGCCUGGAGGGGGCACUCAUUGGCGAUAACAGCACUCGAGGGCUGUGGAACAAAUCUGCUGAUUUCUUCGCAGACUCCAGCAGAUUAUCAGUGACCUCAGUUCAUUCCUUACGCGGAUUUCUACCUGGAUACGCUGCAGAACUGGAUGAAGACAAAAAGAUGCGUUCGAUGAAGCAUUUCCUGUCAGAGCCUGGUUCAUUCUCUUUCUUUUGCACUCAGUUCCCAGCUUCCUUUUUCGCGUGCUCUGGGGUGGACGCGACCGAAAUUGCUGGAUUGAGGGAAGACCGCCCUGCAGUCACGACUUGGGUCCUCUUCAAUUACUACCUCCAGCGGGGCUUUGCCAGGGUUUGUUUGACAUCGCGAAUUCUUUUUUUUUUUUUUUCAUUUUUUUGUCGCAUGGAUAUUGCUGUACUAAUGUGCUGUGGUUGAUCAGAACAAAUUUCCAGGGCUAGCCGAUUAUGUUCGAAACAAAACGAGGGACAUGAUAUGCGAGGCAACUGCACCUGCGCGGUCAUCACUUCCUUUUGCGCUUUCGGCAAAGGCGCCUGCUCCUACGGCUCUUACGCUAGCCUACGACUCUCGCAAUGCUAAACCUGUCCAAGUUUUUGAUGAUAGCUACUUGGGAUCGACGCUAGCUGCCGCAGCUCUUCUGAAUAUUUUGUUGCCUGCAGUGACUCCGCCGCCAAGUCCAGAUACGCCACCUAUCGACCAUCGUCUUCUCUCUAUUAUAAUGUGUGUGGAGUUGGUGGUUGCGUUUGGCGUUGCCAUGAGUUGCUUCCUGUUUUCGGUAUAUUUUGUGGCAAAUCGACCUCGAGACAGACGGUUAUCUCCUGCUUCGGUGGCUCGGCGAAGGUCAUCUCUGGGUAAGAAAUCUCGAGACAAGUUGGAUCGCCGUAGAGAAGAGUUGGAAGAUCGAGGUCGAUCGAGUGGUUCAUCGUGGGCAGACAGAUAUUCCGAGUCGUCUUACAGUGAUUACUCUCCACGCUCUGGACACGCACCAUACGAGCUGGAAGAGUCGUUGAUUUCUGAAGGGGACGAGCAUUACGGAUCCUUCGACGAAGCAGAACAGCCUGAAACCCCGUCAAAUUCAGCGUGGAAAGCAGCUAAAAAAGUGCUGGCAGAUAUCAGUCCCUGGUAAUAUGACGAUGGAAAGUCAGCUAACCACAUCAAGAUAUUAUUUCGGCAAUGAAUAUGUUCGUAACAGUGAGUGAUAUUGCGUCAACGUAUGCCUAGAGCAAGUCCUUUUUCCAUUUUGCCACCAGUUGUGUGGCAGCUUUGGCUACUGAGGCGGUGGCGUGUUUGCGUAGCUUGUUAAUAGUACGUCCCACACCCGUGCUCUUGAGAAUAUCAACAGUAAGCACCAUAUCUGCGAGAGUGCUCAACACAUGUGUGGCCAAGGCAGCUGAAACGUUUUUCACGUUUCCGUUCUGGUCCAGUAAACCUUGUAAGAAGGCUACACGCGUUGCCACGUCUUCGUUUUCGGAUGGAGCACCCGCCGUUGCCGCUGCCACUUCAGAAUCGGCACUUGCAUCCUUGGCAUCAGUCGCAGUACUCUUAGUGUUCUCCGC